Anguilla anguilla (European eel) is the source of this 1323-nucleotide messenger RNA. RefSeq names its product dolichyl-phosphate mannosyltransferase subunit 1, catalytic (gene dpm1). Gene Ontology annotation, molecular function: dolichyl-phosphate beta-D-mannosyltransferase activity. The transcript is spliced from 9 exons. Gene Ontology annotation, biological process: protein O-linked glycosylation via mannose; GPI anchor biosynthetic process. The coding region runs from base 57 to 809 and encodes 250 amino acids. Lineage: Eukaryota; Metazoa; Chordata; Actinopteri; Anguilliformes; Anguillidae. The record is from RefSeq and is a predicted model, not a curated record. Gene Ontology annotation, cellular component: endoplasmic reticulum membrane.
GUAGAACAGACGGAUGCUAUUUUCUGGAACGCCGAUAUCCGCUCAAUGAUUCCAACAUGGCAAGCCGAAAAAGCUCAUCCAAAAGCCGGGGCGAUAAUAACAAGUAUUCUGUGUUAUUGCCCACGUACAACGAAAGGGAAAAUUUGCCUCUAAUAGUGUGGCUGCUGGUGAAAUACUUCGACGAAAGUGGAUAUGAUUUCGAGAUAAUAGUCAUUGAUGACGGAAGCCCAGACGGGACGUUGGCGGUGGCCGAACAAUUGCAGAAGAUCUAUGGUGAAGACAGGAUUCUUCUUAGACCAAGAGCAAAGAAGUUAGGCUUGGGGACUGCCUACAUCCAUGGUAUUAAACAUGCCACGGGGAACUUUGUCUUUAUUAUGGAUGCAGACCUCUCCCACCAUCCUAAAUUUAUUCCACAAUUUAUUGAGAAACAGCGGGAAGGAGGGUUUGACCUGGUCUCUGGGACAAGGUACAGUGGAAAUGGCGGCGUGUAUGGCUGGGACUUGCGCAGGAAACUCAUCAGUCGAGGGGCCAACUUCAUCACCCAGGUGCUACUGAGACCUGGAGCAUCGGACCUGACAGGAAGCUUCAGGCUCUACAAGAAAGAGGUGCUGGAGCAGUUGGUGGAGAAAUGCGUGUCCAAGGGCUAUGUUUUCCAGAUGGAGAUGAUUGUCAGAGCCCGGCAGUUAGGCUACAGUAUUGGAGAGGUUCCAAUCUCAUUCGUGGAUCGUGUUUAUGGAGAAUCAAAACUGGGAGGAAAUGAAAUAGUCUCUUUUUUGAAAGGACUUCUGACUCUUUUUGCCACAACAUGAGGUUUAUAUCAUUCCAUAGACAAUUUGUUUCUGAUGUUUGUCUUGGCUAACUUAGUUCACCUAGGAUCGGUCCUGUAUACCCCAUUAACUUCUCCCUUGAAUGCAGGCUAGAAUUGUGCCGCUCAGAAGCUCCACAUGACUGCAUGGGGGGAGUCUAAGCCUGUGUAGCCCCUUUCUAUAGCAUCAUGAGUCAACCCAAUGCAAAAUUGUUCUCUCUUAAUCUUUACAUAAAUAUCACAUAUUUUCUAUGCUUUAACAAAAAUUGGCCAUUUAAAAAAAACAUUCUGCUGCAUAUUGUAGCUACAAAUAACUGUGGAGAAAGAAACUUCUUAAUCACUUGCUUUGUAUGACACAUAUCAGAGUAUAUAUAUAUAAUCGUAAUGCCCUCAUUACACUAAGAAUCAACUAAGUUGACCUGUGCUUAUUGUAAGACCUGAGAAAAUAAAUAUUUUACAAUGCUGGGCAAACUUAAUUGGAUUGGUUUUACUUAAGUCAAUAAACUUUUCUUGAGAGA